This is a messenger RNA of Porites evermanni, 3234 nucleotides long. NCBI's taxonomy places the organism in Eukaryota, Metazoa, Cnidaria, Anthozoa, Scleractinia, Poritidae. The record is from the annotation of a GenBank genome assembly.
AUGUUUUUAUGUGAAGAGUGGAUGUCUUCCAAGGGAGGUUUGCCUACUUUCAAUAGAGAAUUUGCAAUAAGUUUAGCUAAAAUAUCAAAUGGCGAGAUCAAAGUCCAUUGCUAUGUCUCUCGAAGUAGUGAAUCAGAUAGAGAGGACGCUAGCAAAAAUAGUGUCAAUUUAAUCACUGCAACAAGCAUACCUGGAACCUCGGAUCCCCUGGAUUGGCUUAAGAUUCCUCUACCAGAACUUUCACAUCCUGAUAUUGUGAUUGGUCAUGGCAGGAAGUUUGGCGUCCCUGCUUACUGCAUUGCGAAAACUACAAACUGCAAGUGGGUGCAAUUUGUGCAUGUGUUUUGUGAAGAUCUUGGAAAAUUUAAACAAGCAGUUGCAGAAAACACUGAUACAAUUGAAGAAAAUGAAAAGAAGCAUAAAAGUGAAAUUGCACUCUGCAAAGCAGCCGAUGCUGUGGUUGCUGUGGGAACUCGAUUACAGCUAAAGUACAGUAGAUGUCUCCCAGACAGAGAAGUUCAUGUCAUCACACCUGGAAUUUUUGAGAAAUUUGUCAGCCUCGCUGUGAAAGAGGCCGGGCAAGUUACAAAUGAUCAAGAGGAAUUCAGCAUCUUUGUCUUUGGUAGAGGAACUUUUGAGGAUCUUUCUCUGAAAGGUUAUGACGUUAUUGCUGAUGCAGUAGGUUCUCUUGGAGAGAAAUUUAAGAUGACAUUUGUUGGUUCACCUGAAGGCCAGCACAGAAAAAUAGAGGAAUGGUUACUACAGGAAACAAGAAUAACACGUGAUCAAGUGACUAUUCGUGGAUACUGUGAUCAAGAAGAGCUGAAGAGAAUGUUUCUCGAAGCAGACUUGGUCGCUCUUCCGUCUCGCACUGAAGGCUUUGGAUUGGUUGCCCUUGAAGCUAUUUCUGCAGGGGUUCCUGUUCUUGUUACUAGUGAAUCUGGCAUUGCCAAAGCUUUGGAGAAAGUGGAAGGUGGGCAUUUGGCAGUUGUUAAAUCAGGAAACCGGGAAGAGUGGCUCCAGAAGAUAACACAGCUCUCCAUGCAGAAUCCAAAAAAGAGAUGUGAUGGUGCUGUUCGUCUCAGAGAAGAGUACUGCAGGAUUUUCUCUUGGAAAACUCAGUGUGCAAAAUUCAAAGAAAUUGUGCAAGGUCUUACUGACAGGCCAACCAUCGCAGUUGGAUCAAAUGGUAUGCAAUGUAACUACAGCACUGUAAUCUAGGCCACCUUUUCAAAAUAAAAAAUCGGAUUACAUGAAAAUGACAAUUAGUACAUUCUGCAAAAGAAGUUUUUUGAGCCAAUUAGCAGCUCAUAAGGAAAAUAAAAACCUUUUUGAAGCAGAGAAUUUAAAUAUUGAUAGCAAAAGUUUCCAAGAAAGCAAAAUUUAUGAUAAGACGAUAUUUUCUGUGUUUGUACACUGUAGGAGACAUAAUUUGUUGUCACAAGGCUGUAAUUUCGUCAUUUAUAUAAGCAAUUGCUAAGCUAACUGCGCUUUUAAAUAAUGGUGAAGUCAAGCCAAAAAUUUAACCAAACGGUUGUUUUUGUAUUCCAUAAAUCACUCUUGCUAACGGACCUUUCUUCUGCGGGUCAAAAGUUCACGUCUCAGGGUUGUAAUAACUUGUAGAUAUCGAUUUCAGUCCAUUUUGUUUUGUUUUUUUGUUUGUUUCAUCUUAACUGUGGGUGACAGCCAUUUUUCUCGGAAUGUACAAUGUUACUUUCCUGUAAUCUGAUUGGUCAAUUUUAUAUAGGUGACCACCAGUUACAGUACGUAGUUGCACUGUUAUCUAAUCCUUUGUGUACCUCCAGGUCAGUAUCUUGUCCUCAAAUCGAGUUUUGACUUUUUUUAUUAAUGCUGAAAAAGCCAAAGGAGCAGAAUGCAGAUAAUUAUUACAUGUAUUUAUAUUUGAAGGUCAGUCUUAAUAAUAUUAUUGUCAUACUAAUAAAACUCUGAACACCUGGUGUUAUUACCAAAAACAGCCAAAGGAGCAGAAUGCACAUAAUUAUUACAUGUAUUUUUAUUUGAUGGUGGUCUUAAUAAUAUUAUUGUCAAACUAAUAAAACUCUGAACACCUGGGCCGAGUUGUUCAAAGCUGGGUUAAGAUAACCCAGGGUUAGUGAGAGAUUUGAAUUCAGAUUUGAAAGCUUAAAAAGCAUUUCAGUUUUAAUUCUUUUUGUCUACAAGUUGAUGAUUGAAAGCUCUAAAAUUAACAGAGAGAAUUAUCUCAGAAAAUACUUCUGAACACAAGAAAAAGAAACCCGAGUUAAAUUUAACCCCGCGUUAAGCGCUAAUCGGCCUUCGAACAACUCGGCCCUGGUGUUAUUACCAAAUCCCAGUGGAGAUCAGGGCAUAUUAAAUAUAAUUGUGUUAAUUUGUUUAGAUUCACCAACAACAGCUGCUGGGAACACCUUGAAAGGUCUAAAGGAGAUGCCUUCUGUUCUUAAUUUAAUGAGGCGUAUGAUAACUGCACCAAAUUUGGGAGCUGAUAUGACUGCAGAAAAAGACAACAAUGGGAAAGAAGGCCAACCAGCAGAAAACAAGGACUCGACUUUGCUACACAGUGCAGCCGAGGGUGGCGAUGUGUCCAUCAUUGAAAUUAUUCUAUCCGAUGGAAUUGAAGUAAACACAAAAGAUAGCUUUGGUGCAACGCCAUUGAUGAUUGCUGCUGCAAAAUGCAAAAAGCAGGCAGUAGAUUUCCUACUCUCUAAGGGUGCAGAUCCAUCUCUGACAACCAACGUCGGAAGAAAUUCACUUCAUGCUGCUGCUGAGGGUGGUGACGUCUCCAUUGUGAAGGCAAUGUUAUCACAUGACAUUCCUCUAGAUUCGACUGAUAAUGAUGGAAUCACUUCAUUAAUGAUCGCGGUUGCUUUGAAUAACUUCGAUACAGUAGAGUUUCUCCUUAGCGAGGGUGCAGAUCCAUUUUUGAAAACUAAUGAAGGGAGGACUGCUUUGUUUUUUACUGCUCUAGGAGGCCACACUGGUGUCAUAAACCUCGUGCUUUCUUGUGGUUUGGAGAUUGACUCACAAGAUGAUGAAGGCGUUACAACAUUAAUGUGGGCAGCAGUAUGUGCCAAUUUGCAGGCCGUACGUUGUCUGCUUGAGAAAGGUGCUGAUCCACUGCUGACAGCCAAUAACGGUUGGAGCUCUCUACAUUUUGCUUCUAAGGGGCUAACGCAGCAACUAUUGAGACUCUCCUCUCAUAUGGAAUUGAUGUUAAUGUUAAAACGGAUUCUUUGA